Cuscuta campestris is the source of this 710-nucleotide messenger RNA. NCBI's taxonomy places the organism in Eukaryota, Viridiplantae, Streptophyta, Magnoliopsida, Solanales, Convolvulaceae. The record is from the annotation of a GenBank genome assembly.
UUCUUACUUUAAUAGGUUGUUGAUAUGUCCAAAAUACGAAAGCCUUUGACGUUUUUCACUAUUCAAGAUUAUGAGAAGUGGAUUAUCACUAAUCCAGAGGGUCAAUGGAACACCAUUUUUUAUAAGGGGCCCCAACAUCAUGGCAUGGCUAGGUAUGGCCAUACCAAACUUUCGUCCAUAGCUAAACUGGUCUUCCCCGAGAUUGACAAUUGUCUCCUCGAGCAUUUGAAGGAAGGUGUUCAGAUUCUUGAGCCUAAGUGGUAUCUUCCGGUUAUCCCCUUAAUUCUUGUAAAUGGGUGUACCGGACUCGGAACCGGUUGGCGAUCAAACAUUCCGUGCUUUAAUCCACGAGACAUAAUUGACCGCCUCCGGUGUCUCCUCACUUUUGAAAAGGAGAAAAAGGCCAAAGGAGUAAAGGAGGAAAUAAUGGAAGUAGAACUUUUAUGUCCAUGGUACAGAGGUUUCAAGGGGAGCAUAUUGCAUUCUGGCAAUGAUGUAAGGGGUCAUAGAAUUUAUACUAGCUCAGGCGUGGUGAAGUUAGUUAAGCCAACUACUUUGGUGAUAACAGAGCUCCCAAUUGGGUUAUGGACUUUGGUUUACAAAGAAGAAACUUUGGAGCAGAUGUUGGCUAAAGGUCUCAUCAAGACCGGAGUUGCCUUGACAAUGUGAAGUUGAGAAUUUACUUGAAUGAAGAAAACAGAAAGUCGGAU